GUCUUCUGCGCGAAGGCCAGCCUGACACCUUCCCCGACGCGUUGUGUUGUGAGCCGGUGCGAUGGGCGGCAGGGUGACCCGCGUGCUUAGCAAGUUUAACGUGGAGAGCCGAGCGCACCGGGAAAUCAGCAAGAAGAAACCCAAGCCUGCCCCGCGCCACCUCACCGCAGCCAAGCCGGAUUGGUCUGCCGAUUUCCAAGAAGAGAUAAAGAAAAAAGAUGAAAAGCUUCUUACUUUCUUGAAGGAUGUCUAUGUUGAUUCCAGUGAUCCAGACUUGCAAAGGAAAAAAAAAGGGAGAAAUCUCCCACAUAAGCAGGAGGAUUACAGGCCGGUAAUAGAUGGACAGUUCAAUUAUCUGGACAUUCAGACUGUUCCCAAAGGCAAAGUCUUGAUAGAGGAAGCCAUGACUCUUCUCAACAAUCAUCACCGCUCUCCAGAGACAUGGACUGCUGAGAAAAUAGCAGAGAAAUAUUCUUUAGAACUGAAGGACGUGAAUAACCUUUUAACGUUCUUCAUCCCGUUUGUUAUGGAUUUCCUUCCUUACAAAGACCAGAAAACCCUGGACUCCAAAUAAAAAUAGCAAUCAGAACUCGAGAGAGUUUGUCAAUGCUCAACCAUAAUUACAUAUUAUCUACAGUAAUUCUUCCUCCCCCAUCAAUCGAACAUAGGCGGUUUCAGUAGUGUCUGCAUUUUCUGUGGCACAUCUGUAUCAGCAAACCAACCUGAUCAUGGAGCUGUGAAGUGCCAGGUGGGGGAGAUGUGCCCGCAGCAGUUACGCAGUUUUUUUAAAUAUUCUAAAAAUGUUGGCUGCCUUGUGGAUGAUGUGUUCCAAAGCAUGUGUUCAUUAUUCAGAAUUAGACAAUAAAAGUGCAGGUUCUUUGCACCUGAUGUUUUUCAGCUGGAGCUCUGGAGAAACUUCUGCCCUAAUAGCAUUCUGCAAAUAGCUUUCAAAACAGAUUUGUAUCUUCCUUCUGAGAAAUUGCCAGUGCGUAUCUGUAGUUAUUAUAUUUGGUCAACAAAGGAGCACGCAUACAAAUGGGGAAGAUUAAAUUUAGGGAUGGCGUUCUUUUAAUUUUGAGUUUAAUUACCGGUGUUAGAAACAAAGAGUGUUUGAAGCAAAUGCUGUUUUUCCUCUGUUUCGGUGACUUUGGAUCCUAAUUCUAGUUAUUCUUCCUUACUACCUUGUUCAUCUUAAUAUCCUAUUGUUAAUUAUUGGCAUCAUACCCAUGAAAUCUGUCUUAACUUGUUUCAGCCUGUCAGUAAAAGUCUGUAAUUGAUAACUAGUGAAGGUUCUGCAUUUUAUGACUGUGUGGAAAUAAUGAUUGAGAUACAGCUUUUCUCCUUUCAGUUCUAAUACAUUUGUUCUAGCUACUUA
This is a messenger RNA of Pantherophis guttatus, 1375 nucleotides long. RefSeq names its product NADH:ubiquinone oxidoreductase complex assembly factor 4 (gene NDUFAF4). The record is from RefSeq and is a predicted model, not a curated record. NCBI's taxonomy places the organism in Eukaryota, Metazoa, Chordata, Lepidosauria, Squamata, Colubridae. Gene Ontology annotation, biological process: mitochondrial respiratory chain complex I assembly. Gene Ontology annotation, cellular component: mitochondrion.